Osmerus eperlanus (European smelt) is the source of this 3549-nucleotide messenger RNA. It is a transcript of the gene nsfa, whose product is annotated as N-ethylmaleimide-sensitive factor a. NCBI's taxonomy places the organism in Eukaryota, Metazoa, Chordata, Actinopteri, Osmeriformes, Osmeridae. The record is from RefSeq and is a predicted model, not a curated record. The transcript has 21 exons. Gene Ontology annotation, cellular component: Golgi stack. The coding region runs from base 147 to 2390 and encodes 747 amino acids. Gene Ontology annotation, molecular function: ATP hydrolysis activity; ATP binding. Gene Ontology annotation, biological process: intra-Golgi vesicle-mediated transport; SNARE complex disassembly; Golgi to plasma membrane protein transport.
GCAAAUGCCCAGCCUCCGUUGGCAGUGUGCAGUGCGGAACGAUGCAUCUUGCGCAGGUUAAAGCCAGUCUGUUGCUGUCCGCUCACAGUGUUGCCGUAUGAACUAUCCUUCAGAGCUGCAUUUCUGAAUACCACCUAACGACGAAGAUGGCGGCCAGGACAAUGCAAGCGGCGCGAUGCCCAACAGACGAUCUGUCGUUGACAAACUGCGCUGUUGUGAGCGAGAAGGACCUGCAGUCUGGACAACAUGUUUCUGUGAAGACCACACCCAAUCACAAGUUUGUGUUCACGGUCAAGAGCCACCACACGGUCGUCCCUGGCACCAUCGCCUUCAGUCUGCCACAGAGGAAAUGGGCGGGUCUGUCCAUCGGGCAGGAGAUUGAAGUGUCCAACUACAACUUUGACAAGUCCAAGCAGUGCGUCGGAGCCAUGACCAUAGAGAUCGACUUCUUACAGAAGAAAAGCACUGACACCUCUCCCUACGACUCGGACAAGAUGGCUAGCGAGUUUAUCCAGCAGUUUAAUAACCAGGGCUUCUCUGUCACUCAGCAGUUGGUGUUCAGUUUCUGUGACAAGCUCUUUGGUCUGAUGAUCAAGAACAUCGAGGCGAUGGACGCCAGCAUCCUCAAAGGGGAGCCAGCGUCAGGGAAGAAGCAGAAGAUUGAUAUUGGGCUGCUGGUGGGAAACAGCCAGGUGAUCUUCGAGAAGGCAGAGAGCUCCGCCCUCACACUUGUUGGGAAGGCCAAAACCAAAGAGCAGAGACAGAGCAUCAUCAACCCUGACUGGAACUUUGAAAAGAUGGGCAUCGGUGGUCUGGACAAGGAGUUCUCCGACAUCUUCCGCCGUGCCUUCGCCUCCCGAGUCUUCCCUCCUGACAUUGUGGAACAGAUGGGGUGUAAACACGUAAAGGGCAUCCUGCUGUUCGGUCCCCCUGGAUGUGGUAAGACCCUGAUGGCCAGGCAGAUCGGGAAGAUGCUCAACGCCCGCGAACCCAAGAUCGUCAACGGCCCUGAGAUCCUCAACAAGUACGUGGGCGAGUCGGAGGCCAACAUCAGGAAACUGUUUGCUGACGCAGAGGAAGAGCAAAAGAGGCUUGGUGCCAACAGCGGACUCCACAUCAUUAUCUUUGAUGAGUUGGAUGCCAUCUGCAAGCAGAGAGGCACGGGCCAGGGCAGCACAGGUGUGCACGACACGGUGGUCAACCAGCUGCUGUCAAAGAUCGACGGGGUAGACGAACUCAACAACAUCCUGGUCAUUGGGAUGACCAACAGGCCUGAUCUGAUAGAUGAAGCUCUAAUGAGGCCUGGCAGGUUUGAGGUCAAGAUGGAGAUCGGUCUUCCUGAUGAAAAGGGGCGUGUCCAGAUCCUCAACAUCCACACCAAUAAGAUGCGAGACUUUGGCCUUCUAGGAGGUGAUGUGGACGUGAAGGAGCUUGCUGCUGAGACCAAGAACUACAGUGGUGCUGAGCUGGAGGGGCUGGUCAGAGCCGCCCAAUCCACAGCCAUGAACCGCCACAUCAAGGCUACAGCCACAGUGGAGGUGGACACGGACAGAGCGGAGAAGCUGAAGGUCACCAGAGAUGACUUCUUGGGCUCCCUCAACAACGACAUCAAACCUGCGUUUGGUACCAACCAGGAGGACUAUGCCAGCUAUAUCAUGAACGGCAUCAUCAAGUGGGGCGACCCAGUCACACGGGUCCUGGAUGACGGGGAGCUGCUGGUGCAGCAGACCAAGAACAGCGACCGCACACCCCUGGUAGCCGUGCUGCUGGAGGGACCUGCCCACAGUGGGAAGACAGCCCUGGCAGCCAAGAUCUCUGAGGACUCCCAGUUCCCCUUCAUCAAGAUCUGCUCUCCAGACAAGAUGAUAGGACACUCCGAGAUUUCCAAGUGCCAGGCCAUCAAGAAAAUAUUUGACGAUGCAUACAAGUCCCAGCUCAGCUGUGUGGUAGUGGACGACAUAGAGCGCCUCCUUGACUAUGUGCCUAUUGGCCCUCGCUUCUCGAACCUGGUCCUGCAGGCUCUGCUGGUGCUGUUGAAGAAGGCUCCCCCUAAAGGUCGUAAGUUGCUGAUCAUCGGCACCACCAGCCGCAAGGACGUCCUCCAGGAGAUGGAGAUGCUGGACGCCUUUAGCACCACCAUCCACAUCCCCAACAUCUCCACUGGAGAACACCUGGUGGAGGCCCUGGAGCUGCUUGGCAGUUUCACUGAGCAAGAGAGAGCCACCAUUGGCCAGCAGAUCAAGGGGAAGAGGGUGUGGAUCGGCAUUAAGAAACUACUCAUGCUCAUCGAGAUGUCCCUGCAGAUGGAAGAGGAGUACAGAGUCACCAAGUUCCUCUCUCUGCUGAAAAACGAGGGGGCGUUGGAUGACGCCAAUCACAUCAGAAUUUAAGCACUCUCUUUCUGAUGUGAUCGCAAUGCCUACGAGUACAAGUAGAUGAUAGGGACCCUCGGAGGAGAGGAAGUAAAGAAAGACAAGAAGGAGAAGGGGAAGACACCCUCUGUUCAUUAGUCCUCCAUCGAUCUAUCUGUUUGUUCACUCAGUCAGAUUCAAUCCCCUCUCAUUUAGAGCAUGUUUCCAUGGCAACUAUGACCGUCAAGUCCCUCGUCCGGAAACUCACAGAAACCUGUUGAGAAGUGUGCUGUUACAAAAAUGUUAUUUGUACAUACUGGCGAUAUGGGUUGCAAAGUGCUGUCUUGUGCAUUGUGAGUAUUUAGCCUGGUAUGUUUUAGUUUCAUGUAUUUGUAGUAACUUUAUCCCGGUAUACAUAGCUGUAUUUAUUCAGAAUGAUAAGAGCUUCGAAGAUUAUAUGUACUGUAUGCUAUAUAUUCAUUAAACACACAGACAUGUAUACACAGUAUACACAUGACAGGCAAGUCAUUAAGCCAUUUGAAUAUUCUGAUGUGAAAAAUGAAAGGCUUUUAGUAAGUGUGUUGUGGAAGUGUGAAGUGCUAUGUAGGGUGUAUGUGUUUAUCCUGUACAUGUAGCUUGUUUAUUUAUUGUAUAUAGUAUAUAUAUAAAUACAAUAUAUAAUGAACAAAUACAAAUCACUGUUGACUAUUGGGUAAUAUAUCAGUAUGGUUUUUCAUAUCACUCCAAAUGUUCUUUUUGCCAGAAGAUUGUAAUGGUUGUCGUCAGUCCAGUCUAACUGUCAGUACAGUGUAGGAGUGGCCUCAGUGUUAAACGAUUCAGCACUUGGACAAUGCAAUGAUUCACAAAAUGGACAAUGCUAGAAAAGAAACCUUUAGUACUUAUCAAAUCAGUACUUUGUGUGAUUUCAAUUUUUUGUGUGUUCAGUUUUGUGGAUUUUCUGUGUCUAAAACUGUAUGCAUGUGUGUAUGCGUGUGUGAGUGUUUGUUUCCACUGAAUCCAAACCUACCAAUUUGUUGGUGUAAUGCAUUUGUUGAUUUAUUAUGAUGUGUGACCAGUGAUUUUUUUCCAAAACUCUUUUUAUGUUCUUUAUGAUCAUUGACAGUGCGUGUCAACAAGCAGAUGUAUUAUUGCAAUAAAAGCACAGAUACACAGGCAAAAGAAGAAGAAAAAGCACCUA